GUCACCUUGUGCUGGGAGCUUUUGCUGUGAGCUUGGAGCACUGACCGGAGCGCGUGGCCCAGGCUUUCAGGGAGGGCACUGCCAUAUAGCGGCAUCAUGGCCUCAGCAAACCCUGUGAAGAGACUGGAGGAGGAAGCCGUGUGCCCCAUCUGCCUGGAGUUCUUCACUGAGCCAGUGAGCAUUGACUGUGGGCAUAACUUCUGCCGUGCCUGCCUCAGCCGGCACUGUGAGACGUGUAAGGUGGAAAGCCCUGGUCACCCUGUCCAGUGCCCCGUCUGCAAAGAGAAAUUCAAGAAGGACAACUUCCGGCCCAACUGGCCGCUGGCCAACAUGGUAGAGACCAUCCUGCAGCUGAGGGCUGUGGGGGGAGAGGACCGAGCGGGGCCGUUCUGCCAGCAUCACCAAGAGCAGCUCAAGUUGUUCUGCGAGGAGGACGGGAAGGCCAUCUGUGUGGUGUGCCGGGAGUCCCAAGAGCACCGGGAACACAGGGUGGCACCCGUGGAGGAGGCUGCCCAAACAUACAGGACCAAAGUUCAGCAAGCCCUGACUCAGCUCCGGAAGGAGAUGGAAGCUGCCAAGCGGCUGGAGGCCAAGGAGAACAGGAAGAUCAGGGAAUGGCAGGAAAAAGUGCAGGUUCAGCGUGAGAUCAUCAGGUCAGAGUUUGAGAAGAUCCGCCAGUUCCUGACUGAGGAGGAGAAGCUGCUGCUAGAGAAGCUGGCGACAGAAGAGAAGGACUUCGUGCAGAGAGUACGGGCCAACCUAGAUGACCUCUCAAACCAGAGCUCUGCCCUGGGCAAACUCAUUGCAGAGCUGGAGGAGAAGUGCCGGAAAUCGUCUGUGGAGCUGCUGGAGGGUGUGAGGUGUUCACUGAGCAGUGCUGAAACUAUCAAACUGCGGGAGCCAGAAGCCACCCCCACUGAAGUGAAGAAUAGAUACAAAUUCCCUGAGCGUUGCCUGGAUAUGAAGAAAAUGCUACAGAGAUUCAAGACGGACGUGACGCUGGACCCCGAGACAGCCCACGUGUGCCUGGAGCUGUCCAAGGACCGUCGUGGCGUGCGGCUGGGGGAGCCGCAGCGGACCAUCUCGUCCCACGCCAAGCGUUUCGACACGUACCGCUGUGUGCUGGGCGCGGAGGGGCUGCGUACGGGACGGCACUACUGGGAGGUGGAGGUGGAGGCGGGCGACAAGGCCUACUGGACGCUGGGCGUAGCGCGGGGCUCGCUGCGCAGGAAGGGCUGGUUCAGCAUGGAGCAGGAAGAAGGCAUCUGGGCUGUGCGUCUCAUCAGGGGCCAAUACCAUGCCCACACCUGCCCCGAGACCAGACUGUCCCCGAGCCGCAGCCCCCAGCUCCUGGGCAUCUUCCUGGACUGUGACAGCGGGAGCAUCACCUUCUAUGAGGCCGAGGGCUUGGAGCCCAUCUUCUCCUUUGCCACCGGCGCCCCCUUCCCCGAGCCGCUUUACCCCUUCUUCUGGCUCAUGUGCCCCGGCACCAGCCUCAGGGUUCGCCCCAUGGUGUGAGGGGUGGGAAGCAGGCCUGAUG
Mauremys reevesii (Reeves's turtle) is the source of this 1540-nucleotide messenger RNA. Its product is annotated as E3 ubiquitin-protein ligase TRIM58-like. Lineage: Eukaryota; Metazoa; Chordata; Testudines; Geoemydidae. The coding region runs from base 97 to 1518 and encodes 473 amino acids. The record is from RefSeq and is a predicted model, not a curated record. Gene Ontology annotation, molecular function: protein binding; zinc ion binding. The transcript has 7 exons.